AUGUACCAUUCACCAAAAAAAGAUUUUUCUCUUUCAACGUCAAAAAUAUAUCAUCAAGGAUCACAACAAAAAUCAAUUCUUCAAUCAACACAACAUUAUCUACCAACACAAAUUCCUUGUCUUCCAGCAACAACUCCUUUAUUAAGUCAAAUAAUAGGAGUUCCUCCACCACCUCCACCAACACGAUCUAUAAUUUUAAAUACAAAACCAUUUGAUCCUUUAGUUAAUCGUUUUAAAAGUGCAUUAAAACAUAGAAAAAGCUGUAUAUCUAAAGAAUUUAUUAAGACAGAUUCUGAAGAUAAUUUAAAAAAAGAUACACAGCGUUCUCCCUUAGAAAAAGCACGUCAUUUAGAAAAUAUUCCGUCAUAUCAGACACAAAAAUUAUUAGACGGUUCACAUCAAUUACGUAUUGAUAGUCAUCAUAUAGGAGCCGGUCACGGAGGAGGCCACGGACAUAAAAAAGAAUUUGGUCCUGCUAUGAUUUUGUAUUAUCUUGCUUCAGCCUUUAGGGCUUUAUAUCCAAGAUUGGACGAUGAUUUUGUUGAUAAAUUGAAUUAUUAUUAUACAACAACGAUAUUGGCUUCAUUUGCUUUACUUGUAUCUGCUAAACAAUAUGUUGGAUUUCCUAUUCAAUGUUGGGUACCAGCAACGUUUACAGAUGCCAUGGAACAAUAUACAGAAAACUAUUGUUGGGUUCAAAAUACAUAUUGGGUACCAAUGCAAGAAGAUAUUCCACGAGAAAUUUAUUCAAGAAGAAAUAGACAAAUAGGAUAUUAUCAAUGGGUUCCAUUUAUUUUAGCAAUUGAAGCAUUAUUAUUUUAUGUUCCAUGCAUAUUAUGGAGAGGAUUACUGUAUUGGCAUUCUGGUAUAAAUCUUCAAGGUCUUGUACAAAUGGCAUGUGAUGCUAGAUUAAUGGAUUCAGAAGUAAAGUCAAGAACAGUUUAUACAAUGGCAAGACAUAUGGAAGAUGAAUUGACACAAGUUAGAGAAAGUGGACAAACAAAUAAUUGUUUAAAUUCAAUACAAAUGGGUACAAGUUGUGGACGACAUUGUGGAUGUUAUGUAACAUUAUUAUACAUAGGUAUAAAAGUUAUGUAUACUGCUAAUGUUUUAUUACAAUUUUUUUUAUUGAAUCAUAUAUUAGGAUCUAAUGAUUUAGCUUAUGGAUUUUCAUUAUUAAAAGAUUUAGUGAAUGAAAUUGAAUGGGAACAAACAGGAAUGUUUCCUAGAGUAACAUUAUGUGAUUUUGAAGUUCGUGUACUUGGAAAUAUUCAUAGGCAUACAGUUCAAUGUGUAUUAAUGAUUAAUAUGUUUAAUGAAAAAAUAUUUUUAUUUUUGUGGUUUUGGUUUUUGACUGUUGGAGUUGUUACAUUAUUUAAUACAAUUUAUUGGAUAUUAAUAAUGUAUAUUCCAAGUCAAGGAAUGGGUUUUAUUCGCAAAUAUCUUCGCGUUCUUUCAACCCAUCCACAAAAGCCGAUAACAGAUGAAGUAUCACUUCGCAAAUUUACACAUAACUUUUUAAGACGUGAUGGAAUUUUUAUAUCAACUAGAGUAUAA
This is a messenger RNA of Strongyloides ratti, 1557 nucleotides long. Its product is annotated as Innexin family-containing protein. The transcript is spliced from 7 exons. Gene Ontology annotation, molecular function: gap junction channel activity. The coding region runs from base 1 to 1557 and encodes 518 amino acids. Gene Ontology annotation, cellular component: gap junction; plasma membrane. The record is from RefSeq and is a predicted model, not a curated record. Lineage: Eukaryota; Metazoa; Nematoda; Chromadorea; Rhabditida; Strongyloididae.